AUGGGAGAUUCUCGCGACAAGUUGAAGCACUUGGUUCCAGGUAAGUUGGUCACUGAAAACACUCAGACUUGCAAGCGAGGAGUGCACAAGUGCAGCUUGUGCGCCGUGCAGCAGUCAUGGUCACUUUACAAAAAACCAUGGCUGAGAGUGCUUCUGGUCGAUGGAGAAUCCAAGCUCGGCUGCAGCUUAUGCGCGAAAGCCGGUCUGGAGGGCCCAUGGGCCAACUUUGAACAAACUCCGACUUCCGUGUUGAAGAAACACAACUUGGAGAGGCAUGAGAAGUCCAAGGGACACAUGACAGCAAGCCAAGAUGAUCUUUGCGGAGCCCCUAGCGACGAGGCUUUUAAGUCAAGUUUGCAGGGUAUGACGCAAGGACAAUCUGCGAGACAAGGUGGCGGAUCGUCCGAUAAAAAAACUCAAGUGCGGUAUGCCCUCUCGGAAGCAGUUUGUGCUCGCAACAGGACUUUGCUGGCAGAGUCUCGCUGCAUCUCAUUGAUGAGAGACGAACGCAAAGGAAAUCUUCUUGUGCGCUUCCGCGCUGUUCUACCGGACCUAACCACCAUCAGUGGCGCGCUUGGCUUGCAGCCUGUGACAGGUUCUGCUGAGUCCAUAGCUGAAGCAACUGCUGAAAUCAUGCAGAACUUCUGCCAACCGAUGCGGCAGCCUCCCAGACAAGCCAAGGAAAGCGAGCAGCCGGUCGACUCUGAACUUCUACGGAAGAUUCAGGACAGGGUCACCAUGGUGGCCAGUGACGCUGCUGCAUCCGAACUUUUAGCAGGUGACUUAGAGAGAGGGCGCCGUAGGGCCGCGACCGACUUUCAAUCCAAAUUUACAAAUUGCAAGAUCGUCGGCAGAGAUGCGGCGCAUGCAUCGACCCGUCUCUUGAAGAGACCAUUCCUUGCAUUGGAACCUGUCAAAAGUUUGACAAACGAAUGGAUCCAUGGGUCCGAAAGCUUCGCUCAGAAGGUGCACCACAGCCACAUCCUCAGCCAAUGGUGGGCCAAGGCCGUCCAAUGCAAAGAGGACUCCGACUUGACUGGAAACCUUUGCACCUCCAUGUCUGCGGCGAAGCACAGGUUCUCGUCAUACUUGAAUCCUCUCAGCCGGAUAAUUCGGAAUUUGCAAGCAGCUUUCAAUGUGUGCGGCAGGGUCCAAGCCAUGCGAGGUGCUGAGGCAACUUGGGCAACCAAGCUUUGCCAAAAUUUCAGUUCGUUCAAAGCAGCUUUGCUUGCAAUGAUUACCGACGCUGCAGCUAUCAGCAACGACUACACAAGGGAAUGCGACCGUGAAGACAUUGAUGUUGCUGAUUUGAAUUUACGAGCCAGCCAUUUUGUCCUCUCGGCAAGGUCUCUCUUCGUUGACCGGAAGGUGUUGACACUACCCACUUUCACGAAAGAAUUCUUAGAUAGAAGAAUUCCCGUGACCAUUCUUCAGGAUGGGUUUGCGUUGGACAUCCAAGAAUGGGUGUCUCUCGUGGAGGAAGUCGUCGCGCAUGAGUUUCCGAGUUGGCACUUGGCGGCGGCAUUUCAAGUUUUUCAUUUGUCUGACUGCGUAAGAGGCCGUGACUGCAGUGCGGAUGUUUUACGGAACUUGGAGAGGCUGGCUCAAGUGUAUUCGGUACCUUUUGAGGCACUGAAGCAAGAGUAUGCCCGCUUGCUGCCCAUUGCUGCAGCUUUGAAGAAGCAAGCAGGUUUGAGUAACAGAGAAGCAUGGAGGGAAGCCCUUCAACGGACAAGCAGUCGGAAAGGUGCCCAGGGAAGGAAGUAUGAGGCCACGGCCCUGAUACAAGUCAUGGCAGCUUAUCAAUGUUGGACCGCAGCCACAAGUGGAGUGGAGCAACAAUUCUCGAAGCUCAAGAGAAGUCCUGUGGAACUUUCCAACGCUUCUGUGGACACAGACCGUCGCCUUGCAAUUGUCAUGGGCGAUGGGCAGGCCAGGAGCCCAGCAGUGCAACCUGAAGUGAUUCAAGCCGCUCGACGAAUCUACGCUUCCCUACUGUCCAGUGGAAGGUCCCGGCCGCGGACAAAACCAAGGUUCGAUUGUGGUGUCACAGGCAAAGUGAAGACCGGAUCUUUUGCCAACUGGAACCGCACAAGAAAGAAAGCAUUGCUGGAAGCAGUGCAAAAAUGCGAAACACCUCCUCGGAAACCUUCCGAGCUGUUGACAGAAUCUUCCCAGAAGGAAAGAAAUUUCCAGAGAAAACAGGGUUUGAAACGAAAGGCUGAGGCUCUGGCAGAUGGCUGUUUGUUGCCGGAUGAGGUCACCCAAGAGGUUCAGGAAGAGGCCUUGCGACUGACCAAAGCAAACCGACAAGGUCUCAGUGGCCCAGCGUGGUGUUGCUCCAAGAUGGAAGGCGGCAAGGCGCAAGCAGACCUGCGGCAAGCCAAGCUCUUCGUGGUCUCAAACUUCGUUAGGGUGCAAAGAAAAGUGCGUUUCAUGGCUGCUCUGAGUGGAUCCGUCUUGAUGUCAGCUUCUGCUUUGCUUGGAGCAGGAGGUGUGAAGUUGACGUUUCACCCGGGUCAGGAGAUACAAGUUGCAAUCUUCGUGACUGACACUUUCAAGGCCGAAGAGCCAGGAAUGACUCUACUGCUACGUGAGGCAUGUGCCCGUGGGUGGCAGGCAGUGAGGGCGGAAGAUUUGAAAGGCCGCGGGCGAAAGCCCAGUCUCCAUCUCAGGGGUGCGGGGGAGGCCAUCCCAGCUGGUUUCAACAAAACCAGGGUGAAGUGUUUUACUGUCACCGAAUUUUUGCGUUGGCUCACGGCAACUUGUCUCAACAAGACGGCAAGCUCCCGUGUGAAGAUAGCAGCGGUCGUGUUGUUCGACGACCUCACUGACCGACUACAAGACAACCCUACAUUUAUCCAGGAACUUGGCCUGGAGCAGCAGGAGGUCGAUCGAAUUCAAAAUGGGCUCAGGAGAAUCACGGAUCGCUCCUUCGACUUCAUGAACAGAUUGGCCCGUGGCCUCGCGCAAGACAUACCCCAGCCGGUGCUUCAGCCUGACAUCACUGAGGGGUCACAAGGAAAGAAGCCUGCGGGCGAUUCAGGAACCGAGGGGGCUAACACAAGUCCGGCCUCUGCAGCUAAGGCUGCGGUGGAGGAACCUUUUACUCUUGAUGAAUCCUGGCGAGUGGCAGAGGCAGCCCACGCGCAUGCACCUGCGGUGUUUGAAAGCGUUUUGCUGCCCAAGCCAGAAACGGAUUCGCAGGAAGUUUCGGUUGAGGUGCUACGCUCGCAACUGGAGCGGGUUAACGCCUUGGCGUCCAACUGGCUCACUCGAUUGGGCAGGCACAAGGCUUCAAAGAAACAGAGAGUGAUUCACACUGCAUCAGACUGUUCGGGCCACGGCUUGGACCUGAUAGCAUACAGGCUUCUGGGGCUGCAAAGCCAAGUGCAGCCCGUCAUGAUGUCAGAGGUCAGCCGACAGAAGGUGUUGUUGCACCAAGCUGUCGCCCAAGAAUGUGGCUGGAACUACGACGACCACCAGGUCAUUGACAUGUUUCUACGGAAAGAAGAAAGCAUGAAAACAGCCGACGUUUACGUCGCUGGCUAUCCGUGCCCGUCGUACUCCAAGUUAGGAAAACGCCAAGGCGUCUCUGACCAGCGGGGUCUUUUGACCCUGAAAGGGUUGGAAUAUGUGGCUUUGUGCAGACCCAAGGUGGUCGUGUUGGAACAAGUCAAAGCCAUACUCGAGAAGAAGCAUUCGCAAAUUUGGAAUUACAUUCUCAAAAUUUUGAACAAGCUCGACUAUGUGUUCGACCACCAAGUCUUGAGUACCCAGGACUUCGCCAUACCGCAAUCGCGCCCCCGAGUCUACAUCCUCGCGGUGGCCAAGGAGAUUUGCGCUGGAACAGUGAAGUUACCGGAGAAGCGGUCAGAGAAGGUUGACUUACACCAUUUCAUCCAAAAGGACAAGACCGGCUCCGAGGUGUUGCAGCUACCGAGGUACGAAGAACUUUUAGGUAGCAAGAUGUGGCGUAAGGGAUAUGUUCUCGACGUAGGAUCUUCGGAAAAAUUUCAAGCAGCGAUGACAAACUGCGCACCGUGCUUGACGCACACGCGCUUGGGACAAGGAGGAUAUUAUAUCCCAAAACUGAGGCGGCGCUUGCUGCUUGAGGAAGCUGGUGCAUUACAAGGAGUUCCAAAGAAGGUUGUCAGAGCCAUGCAAAGGGCAGCUGAGGAACACAAGCUUCCUGCGCGCACAGUGGAUGCAAGCCUUGGCGAUGCAAUGAGCAUCAAUGUCCUGGCAAGUGUGUUGAUGAAAGGCUUGACACACUCUCGCUUAGUUCAAUUCAGUGCACAGGAAGAUCAUUGGAGAUUAGUUGCCAAUGGUCCGGACGCUGCAACGCUGAGUGACCGUUUGUUCGACGGAACAAUUCGGAACAUUUCCGCAUGGCGCUUGAAUAAGGCUGAAAUGAACGAGCUCGCUGAAAGGGUUAAGAAAGGAGAGGAAGAAGCGGUGGUGAAGAAGGAGCUUCAGACCAAGAAGGCUGUGGCCUGCGAAGAGCGUAAGAAGUCUGCUGCGGCGAUUUCUGCCAAGCCUGGAUCCACGGGUCCCAAGGCAAGCAAAAAGACUUCGUCGUCGGCUGCAACUCAGUCAGCCACGGCUGCAGCUGAGUCAGCCACGGCUGCAGCUGCGACUCCAGACCCAACGAAUGCUGGCUACUAUGCUCUGGUAGAGGCGGACCUCCAGACAAUUUUGCAGGAGUUCCCAGGCAUUGACCAGGAAAUGCCUUUGCCGCUCUCCAAGUCUGAGUUGGACGGAUCCAAGACUGGGGUUCAAGAGCCAUUUGACUUGGAGUCGGCUCGGCAUGCACUUGGGAUUCAUAGAGUUUUUCGUUGCAGCAUUUCCUUGUUCUGGGUUCAGAUCCUGGCGUCGCCCACGCCGGGAAUUCCGAUGAGCCGGAGGAGAGUUCUCGACAUGGGAGAGUUUUACUUCCCGAACGGAAAACCAGCUUUCAUGACAGGCCGUAUGGUGGAGCUUCUGGCCGACAAGUCGGCUCUGAGCGCCAAACCCCAGAACCUUCAGAUGCUGUCGCCAGAAGAGAUUGUGCAUUCGCUGGUGGCUUCCUGCGCUCACGCUGUUCGGCGCAAGGAUGAGCUCUCCGAGGAUCAAUGGAAGGAAUGGAAAGCACAGUGGCGUGCUGUGUUGCUGAGCGUGCCGGCUUCUUUUGUGGAGACACAGGACCCUUUGCAAGGCCACAAUGUGUGGGUCGAGGCAUUCAAUCGGAGACAAGCGGUGAAGCAAGAGCAUGAGUCCAUGAGCAGGACAGCAAUGCAGAUUGCUGUGGAAAUUGACCAGUUCAAGACUAUGUGCGAAAGUUUGCCCAGCUGUAAAUCAAAAUUGCAGCCGGCGCAGCUGGUACAGGAGCUUCACACACUUGGCCUGCUGUCCGUGCAGGGCGGCCGCAAGGAGGAUGACAGCGAUGGCAAAAUCACCGUCAACUUGGUGACGCAAGCUCUGGCCGUCAAAAAGGGCAUUCUCAGCUCAGCGCGGGCAGUUGAACUUUUGCUGGAGCUGGAACAGUUAUACGGGACGCGUUCUCCCUUCCACCAGAUGAGUCGGCUUCACGUUCUUUCGACCAAGCCAAGCACAAAUCAGAUGCGAGACUGGGUGCUGGAGAGCUUGCAUGAUGGCCUGGCCUACGUCUUGGACCACUUCUUCGAAGUGCUGCUUCCGAAGAGCGGUAUGGCAGAGGGUGACAGGGCUUUGCUGAAGGAGAAGCUGUCUGCCCAUGAGGUGUACCGGCAACAUUCAGGCGACGGGGAUUGUACCUGGAUGGCGCGGCUUAAGAAGUCCGGCAUUGACUGCUUUCACUUGCUGGAGGACCUGACUUACACCAAGAAGUAUGACAACGGCCUGCGACAAGCCACGAGGUCCGGGGGAGCUCCAGAGGCAGUUCUGGAGCACGAACAGGUGAAAGAACAGGUGAACCAGUUCCUCGCCACCUUGAAGGACGAAGAAGUUGAAGUAAAAGCUUUGGCUGCAGGGGCAGCCGCAAACGCUGCAGACCCGGACCAUGCAGAGGACGAGCUUCAAGAGGUGCGAAAGCCGCCCAGCCAACACUCUGAAGGGUCUGAGAAAUAUUGGAAGGCGGUUGGCAACCAAACUGUUCGCACUUAUUGCUCUCUCCAUGUGCAGCCUAAGACCUUGGACGGCAUCAUCAGUUUGGUGAGCCAAAGUGGUUUGAAAGACUUCCAAGGAGAGGGAGGUGUCAGCUGCGUUCUGACUCAUCUUGACUUAGACGCGCUGGGAGAAUCCAUGGGCCCAGGUCAGAGACCACUUCUCCGAAAGCGCUUUGUUCCCGACCAGUCCGCCCUCAGAAUCUUGUUGCAUGGUUCGAUGAUUGCAAGAAACGGCCAGCGCAAAGGGGACGAGUGCAUGGUUCCGUCAGAGGGUGAACUGGUUUUCGUGCACUGUGGCAUGGAACGUUCCAGCAAAGAAGCAGAAGCCUUGUUCCGACCGGCUGCGGCCAGAAAGGAUCAAGCCAUCGAAGCGGAAAUGAAAGACAUUCUCCUGAUCUUUUCUGACACCUCCAUUCGGGACCGCAAGCAAAGGGUUCGAGGAGCUUACACCUCCAGGUCCACCGCUUGUCUCUUCUCCGGAGCUCCAGUGUCAACCAUGGUCCCGGAGAAGCCAUACACUGACUUCUCAGGGCACAACUUUGGAGAUGUCUUUGGCACCAUUUCCGCCAUGCAGGCAGCGGACCUUUGGAAAGAAAAGGAGGAGGUGCUCACCACAGGCAGGUGCGUGUCGCCGACUGACGCCGCUAUGAACAAAGCCAAGGAGGCCUCCAGCGAAAGCGUCUUCAGUGCAGCUUUGUUGCCCUGCUCUUUCUACAGAAGUUUUCUCAAAGCCCACUCUGUGAAAGCUGUGUUGGACCUCAGCACUUCUCAGGGAGAGUUGGCAAAGGCCUGUGUGGCCGAGCGUGUCAGCUACCUCGGGCUGACGCUGUCUGACUCACAUUCCACUCAGGUGGAAAUGAUUCUGACCAACUUUGUCGUCACUCUGAUGCAGACAGAGGGCUCCACUUUCUACCGCUCAGAUACCGUGGCCCAAGGAAAGCAGCAAGAGCAGGUCACCAAGGGGAGCAAGCGCAAAAACGAAAAUUCCAAAGAAGAACGCCCCAAGGCCAAGGCCAAGGGGAAGAAAAACAAGGAAGAGCAGACCAAAGACGACGACAAAGCUACGGCGCCUGACUAUCACUGUUGCUGCGACCCCGCUGCUCGGAGGAGCCCGCUGAGACCAAGUAGGCUGAUGACCACUGAACGUUCUCGUCGUGGCGACCGCCGUGACCGUUGUCGCCGAAAAGACGAGGAGAAACGAGAUCGAAGCCGUGACAGACGGGAAAAAAAGAAACGCCGUAGCCGAGACAAAGGGCAGCGCAGGGAGACCAACACGUCUCACGGCAGCAAGCCUCUCCUAGUCCCAGCUGAAGCUGCUCCGGCUCCGGCUCCGUCUGCGGACGCUGCAGCUCCUACGACGAGAGAAGAGGCGUCGCACGACGACGAAGAAGGUGAGGAAGAGUCGGUUCUUGCUGAGGACCCACCCGUAAAGCCACCUGCAAAGCGCGCCGCGCCAGAGUCCCCGACCAGGGAAGCUGCCAAGGCAGCCCGUCCAGGUCCAGCCCAGGCUGAGGCUGUGGCGCGUCGCGACGAAGGUGACCAGCCGCCUCACCAAGGUGAGACGGAGAAGCGUGACCAAGGUCACAAACCUGAUUCUGAUGAGGAGCACAAAUCUCAGCAAGCUGGGUGGGAUGACAAGCGUCUCCAAGGCUGGAACGACGACAAGAUUCGUCGGUAUGACUGCAGCAUCUGCGGCCGCAAGGUCGGAGGUGGAGUUGCCGGCUCGUGGCAACAUCGCCGGUCAGCUCACCAUUUGGCUUCUUAUGUCUACUGGAACAACAAAGAGACCCUUCCUUGGAAGAAUUGUCUCCAGGAAGGGCAACGCUGGAGCAGGCACCUCUGGGCGACGAACCAAACAGGUCCGGAGGAUGACGCAUUGCCCAACAAGCCUAAGAAAAAGCAAAGGUCUCCAGUUCCAGUGAGAUGCGACCCGGAACGUUCCCGCCGUGACAAAGACCACCAAGACCCUGACCCGGACACAGGAGCAGGGUCCUCCGGUAGCAACUUGCUGCUGCAAAUGUGGCAAACCACACUGAAAGAGCUGCGUUAG
Messenger RNA from Cladocopium goreaui, 8175 nucleotides. NCBI's taxonomy places the organism in Eukaryota, Dinophyceae, Suessiales, Symbiodiniaceae. The record is from the annotation of a GenBank genome assembly.